Molecule: messenger RNA, 348 nt
Organism: Penicillium olsonii
Lineage: Eukaryota; Fungi; Ascomycota; Eurotiomycetes; Eurotiales; Aspergillaceae
Source: the annotation of a GenBank genome assembly
AUGUCAAGGACUAUGAUGCCCAGGUUCUUCCGAGGAAGUCUAGAAUCCAAUGGGAAAUGGGUAUACAAGCAGCAUGUUGCGAUGAUCAAGGGACUGGGACUUCCAGAGGACCAGCUUCUUGAAUGGUCUGUUGAAGAUGGCUGGGGACCUUUAUGCAAGUUCCUAGACAGGCCGAUACCCGAGAUGGAAUUCCCCAAUGGGAACCCGCCCAAGGCAUGGGCCGAGCGGAUUGCGAAGACAAUGAAGAGUCAUCACGACCGUGCAGUCAGGAACAUGGUUAUUUUUGGCUCUUUUCCCGUUGUGACUGUUUGUGUGGCUCUAGGCACAAUUUGGACAGGGCGUGCCUGA